This is a messenger RNA of Suhomyces tanzawaensis NRRL Y-17324, 951 nucleotides long. RefSeq names its product trans-2-enoyl-CoA reductase (NADPH). The transcript has a single exon. Gene Ontology annotation, biological process: very long-chain fatty acid biosynthetic process. Gene Ontology annotation, molecular function: oxidoreductase activity, acting on the CH-CH group of donors. Lineage: Eukaryota; Fungi; Ascomycota; Pichiomycetes; Serinales; Debaryomycetaceae. Bases 1 to 951 code for a protein of 316 amino acids. The record is from RefSeq and is a predicted model, not a curated record.
AUGGUAUCCAUUGAAGUCAAGUCACGCUCAAAGUCCAUCAAGGACUUAUCCACAGAUGACCUCACGGUUGAGUCCAAGGUCUCAGAGUUGAUCCAAUUGGUCAGCAUGUCCAACAAUGGAAAGUCCCAGUACAGAAUCAGAUUGAACAAGGUUGAAGGCGACAAGAAGAUUGCUUUGGAUGCCGACAAGACGUUUGUUGAGAACGGGUUCCCCAAGACCGCGUCUUCAAUUAACCUCCAAGUCAAGGAUUUGGGUCCUCAAAUCGCCUGGAGAACCGUUUACAUCGUGGAAUACCUCGGACCCUUGAUUUUGGUGCCAUUGGUCUACCUGUUGUCCAUCAACUGUGGGUUGAAGCCUACCCAGAGUCAGAGGUUUGCUGUGGUCUUGUCCACCUUGCAUUACCUCAAGAGAGAGUACGAAACCGUGUUCGUGCACAAGUUCUCUUCCGCAACCAUGCCUGCAACCUUCAUCAUCAGAAAUUCUGCCCACUACUGGAUCUUGUCUGGUCUCUUGAUCUCCUUGUUCUCGUUGGCCCCACCUUUCGUGGUCCAGGCCGCUAGCAAGUAUCCCUUGGGUUCGUACAUCUUCCACGCCAACGACUUGCCUUGCACCGUCAACUGGGCCUUGGCUGGAUUGUGGGCAUUCUUUGAGUUGUCCAACUACAAGGCUCACGCCAACUUGGCCAACUUGAGAGCUAAGGACUCUAAGAAGUACGCCAUUCCCUACGGCUACGGGUUCAACCUCGUCUCGUGCCCCAACUACUUGUUCGAGAUUUUGGGCUGGUCCGUGUUCACGGUGUUGAUUGGCAACUGGUCUUCGUUGGUGUUCACCAUUGUGGGAGGUGCCACUAUGACCACCUGGGCCAUCAAGAGACACAAGAGAUACUUGAAGACCUUCGGUGACGAGUACAAGAAGUUGAGAAGAAACGUCAUUUUCCCAGGUAUCCUUUAG